AUGUCAUCAAUUGAUCAAUCAAAUAAAAAAAGAAAAGUUUUGACUUGGGGUGAAAAAAAACAACUUUGUGAAUUUAAUGAAAGAAAUCCAUCAUUCACAUAUAAAGAACUUGGCCAACAAUUCAGAAUUGCAGAACCUACUGUUUGCAAGAUUUUAAAAGAUAAAGAUAAAUGGUUAUCUAUCAACCCCAAUGAUACCAACAGACAAAAAGAUAAAGCUGCAAAAUAUCCUGAUCUUGAAAGUGCAUUGAUGAUAUGGUUCAAUCAAGCAAGUUCAGAUAAAAGAGUAAUUACAGGCGAU
Molecule: messenger RNA, 300 nt
Organism: Entrophospora candida
Lineage: Eukaryota; Fungi; Glomeromycota; Glomeromycetes; Entrophosporales; Entrophosporaceae
Source: the annotation of a GenBank genome assembly